AAUAGAGAAAGAAAAGGAAUUCCAUGAGUUUAUCCGAAAUAAACGAGCGGGGAAUGGAACUGGGAAGCGUUCAAUUAGAAGAGGAUAGCCCGAAGAUAGAAAACAAAGGAAUGGUGUACAUUUCCUCCAUUCCAAAACACAUGAAUGUGACGAUUUUGCGCGAGCUGCUGCAACCGAUGGCCAACGUGGGCCGUGUCUACAUGCAACCGGAAUCUAAAGGAGCAAAGGAAAAGAAAAGGGCAGUACUAGGAAAACGAGCGGUUCUCAAUUACACCGAGGCUUGGGUGGAGUUCAGCAGAAGACGUGAGGCACGAUUGCUUGCCAAACGCCUAAACGCACAACCAAUCAGUACCAGCCGAAAGUCGGUGUUUUGUGAUAUCCUGUGGAACAUGAAAUACUUACCACGGUACACUUGGGUGCAGCUAAGCGAGCGGUUAUCCUACGAAAAAGCUGUUGGCCCGCAGAACCAUCGUGCCGAAAUCGCUCAAGCGCGGAAAGAGGCUGCCCACUUUCAGGCCAAUCUGGAUCGCAGUUUUUCCCGGCUGCAGCGACGACGAAAAGAGAACCAUGUUAACGGCUUAGGAAAUAGUUAAUCAAUAAAACGAGCGUGAUUAUU
Molecule: messenger RNA, 616 nt
Organism: Anopheles aquasalis
Lineage: Eukaryota; Metazoa; Arthropoda; Insecta; Diptera; Culicidae
Biological process (GO): endonucleolytic cleavage in ITS1 to separate SSU-rRNA from 5.8S rRNA and LSU-rRNA from tricistronic rRNA transcript (SSU-rRNA, 5.8S rRNA, LSU-rRNA); endonucleolytic cleavage to generate mature 5'-end of SSU-rRNA from (SSU-rRNA, 5.8S rRNA, LSU-rRNA); small-subunit processome assembly
Cellular component (GO): nucleolus
Molecular function (GO): RNA binding
Source: RefSeq, a predicted model, not a curated record